Molecule: messenger RNA, 1286 nt
Organism: Oppiella nova
Lineage: Eukaryota; Metazoa; Arthropoda; Arachnida; Sarcoptiformes; Oppiidae
Source: the annotation of a GenBank genome assembly
UUCAUUUCAUUCAUACGAUUCACUCGAAUACUAUUGACAUCUGAAGCAAUCGCUGGACAAGUGAUGGCUGAGGCAGCCGUUGAUAUGUCGACCACUAUGUCUUCGUUGAGAUAUUUCUGUCACCAAUGCUCUCAAGAAUCGGAUUCCGUUACCCCGGACUUCACGUGUCCGCUCUGUCGCUCAGGAUUUGUCGAAGAAGUCAGUCAUGAAGAGACCCAUGAGACCAAUCACGAUGAUAACAACGAUCAACAAAUGGCUGACAUUUUGGAUGAUCUCUACGAACCGUACGGCGGGCCACGACCUCGAAGUUCCACUAAUGGUUCCAACAGUACGACCAAUGGUUCGCAGCCGGAGUCCGGAAGGUCUUCGUUGCGAAGUCACAGAUAUUCCCCAAACGACGGCAAUCCUCGGCGUCCGACGACCCGUUAUUUCCAACUAAAUCUGCCCCGAAAUGCAGAGUCGGGUCCUCUGGACACGAGUCAGUCACUGGAAGGUUUAUUCCAACACAUCCUCACAAACGUGGCAUCGGGUCAGUUGGCCGGACGUGAGGGGGGCGUGAAUGUGGGCGCCCGCGGACUCAUUAAUAUAGACUUCCCAUUACCUCUGUUCCAAGUACUUCAUGGAAAUCCAGGGGACUAUGCGUGGGGUGAGGGGGGGCUCAACGAAAUCAUAAGUCAACUGUUAAAUCAAUUGGAUGGCUCAGGACCUGCACCGAUGGCUAAGGAGGACAUCGACAAAGUGCCGUUUGUGGCCAUCACUGAUGAACAGGUCCACAAGAAUCUGCAGUGCACUGUAUGUAUGGAGGACUUCAAAGUAGCCGAAAAAGUGAGACAUUUAGAGUGCAGUCACUGCUAUCAUAAUGAAUGUAUCGUUCCGUGGCUUCAAAUGCACGCUACGUGUCCGGUGUGUCGUAAGGAACUGACCACAAGUCGCACCACCGGUCGACCCGAGACGCUGUCGACCAGUACUAAUACUGACCCCCGAGUGGGCACCCAAUCAACGACCAGUGAUAGUAACGUCAACAACCAGUCAUCGAAUGGCACAUACGAGUCGACUGAUGAUUACGAUUAGGUUCAGUGAAUGUCAUAUAAAUAAUUAACAAAUUAAACAAUUUGUAAACUUUCUAGAAACUUAUUUAAAUGAAUUCAAAACUAGAAUUAAUAACUUUCCCUUCGAAAUUCAUUUCAACUUCACUUGUAUUACAAUUUUUAAUUUCUGUACAAUUAUUUCACUUUUAUUUAAAUACUGUCUUCAAUUAAAAGAUAUAAAAAUCAAUAAAAAUGUCG